This is a messenger RNA of Nothobranchius furzeri (turquoise killifish), 2866 nucleotides long. RefSeq names its product potassium voltage-gated channel, subfamily G, member 4a (gene kcng4a). Gene Ontology annotation, molecular function: protein binding; delayed rectifier potassium channel activity. Gene Ontology annotation, cellular component: voltage-gated potassium channel complex; membrane. The record is from RefSeq and is a predicted model, not a curated record. NCBI's taxonomy places the organism in Eukaryota, Metazoa, Chordata, Actinopteri, Cyprinodontiformes, Nothobranchiidae. Gene Ontology annotation, biological process: potassium ion transmembrane transport; protein homooligomerization.
CUCGAUGUCCUUGACUUUCACAGAAUCCACCAGGAAGCUGACUCCAGAAACAUUCCCUGCCUACAGAGACGUCUCCCUCUGAGGACCCACACUGGCUGAUCCUGGCUGCUGUUGCGUCUGGCGUCACCUUUACGCAAACUUGAAUUUGGGUAAAGUGAUCGGUCUCUCCCGCACAACUCCCCAUCCCGUGCCUUUCCUCCUCCUCUUCCUCCUCCUCCUGCAGCACCGCCAGGCGAGCUGUAGCGGGACACUUUGAGCGCACCGUCCUCCUGGAUGAUGCCGGAGAUGCAGCUCUGUUCGGAUGCUGUUCUGAUGGCGUGUGGAAGCCGAUGCUGGUCACUGAGACUCCGAUGAGGAGUUGAAGAGGUUGCAGUGGGAUUGUGACAAAGGCAGAGGGUUUCCACCUGGAUGGACACGAGCGCGAGGCUCGCGAUGUGCCUGCAUGCUGCUGCUACGUGUUUAGGUCCUCCCUAAUCCUGCUUUGGCGACGGAGCGAAUCCCCUUCACUCCCCGGAUGCCUCAGCGCCACACAUCUGGCCCCCGGACUCACUGAGCUCUGCAGCCAUCGGCCACAAAUCAAUCCUAAACAGAUGCAGACCGUUGCUGUGGACCGUUGAGGACAGCACAGCAUUGCGGCGUUGCUCCACCUGGUCUGGAACCCAACGCCGUAGAUCAUCUCUCACUGAGAGCUAGGAAAGACCAGCUUUGUUGUUCCGAGCUGCCCAGACUGGAGCAGCUUUUCCAGAUGCUGCCAUGCCCAUCAUCAGCAAUGCCAACCACGACUUUAGCAACCUGUCGGUCAGUGACGACAGCAGUCUCGACCGCAUCUUUACUGAGAUCCCAGAGACGGAGACGGUCAAAGGCGUGUAUUACCAAAGAGCUAAGUUCAUCCGUCUGCCAGAGGACCUGCACUCCAUCGACCAUGCCCUGUUGGCAGUCAUCAACGUUGGUGGGAAUCGCUACGCCUUUCCUUGGAGCACGCUGCAACAAUUCCCCCUCACACGGCUGGGCCGUCUCUGUGGGUGUCGGUCGCUCGAGGACAUUGCUAGCGUGUGCGAUGACUACGAUGAAGCCAGGAAGGAGUUCUUCUUCGACCGCUCUCCAUCUGCCUUUAGGGUCAUCCUCAACUUCCUGGCGGCAGGAAAACUUCGCCUCUUGCGCGAGAUGUGCAUCCUCUCUUUGCACGACGAGUUGAGCUACUGGGGCGUGGAGAUGGCGUACAUGGAGCGGUGCUGCAAAAGGAAGAUGUACACUCGCAUUGAGGAAGUGCACGAGAAGGAGAGGCGUGAGGAGGAGCGCAGACAGAGGAGCGCCAUGCAGCGGGUGCCAGUGGAGGAAACACGAUACCGUAAGCUGAUGAACUGGCUGAGAGACAUGGUGGAGAACCCACAGUCUGGCCUUCCAGGGAAGAUCUUCGCCUGCUUGUCCGUCAUCAUGGUUGUAGUGACUGUCAUUAGCUUGUGCAUUAGCACCAUGCCGGACCUCAGAGAGGAGGAGGACAGGGGCGAGUGCUCCUCCAAAUGCUACCACAUGUUCAUCAUAGAGACGGUGUGUGUGGCCUGGUUCUCUCUGGAGUUCCUCCUGCGCUUCAUCCAGGCACGCAGCAAGCUCGAUUUCCUCCGCGGGCCGCUCAAUAUCAUCGAUGCUAUGGCCAUCCUGCCCUACUACGUCUCCUUCGUUGUGACAGAUGAGGAUCCAGCCUUUGAGCACGAGAGGCCAGGGGGAGGUAAGGGCUAUUUGGAUAAACUUGGUCUGGUGCUGAGGAUCCUGCGAGCUCUGAGGAUUCUCUACGUGAUGCGGCUGGCUCGUCACUCCCUCGGCCUGCAGACGUUGGGCUUGACGGUGAGGCGCAGCACUCGGGAGUUUGGCCUUCUUCUGCUCUUCCUCUGCGUGGCUGUCACCCUUUUUUCCCCUCUGGUCCACCUAGCUGAGAGUGAGCUCACAGGUACCCAUGACUUCAGCAGCAUUCCCGCCUCCUACUGGUGGGCCAUCAUCUCCAUGACAACUGUAGGCUAUGGCGACAUGGUGCCGAGGUCCAUUCCCGGACAGGUUGUAGCGCUGAGCAGCAUCCUCAGUGGGAUCCUCAUCAUGGCCUUCCCCGCUACCUCCAUCUUCCACAUGUUCUCCCGCUCCUACCAGGAGCUGAAGAUGGAGCACGACCGACUGUUCAAAGAGGAGUGUGCGGCCGCUGCCGCCUCGGGGGAGAUGCAAGAGGUUGGAGGGGAAGAGAAGGAGGAUUCACCUCAAACUGGACCGGGCCUGCAUCAGGACAAGAAUAGUGAGCACUCUAUGGAGUCUCUGGCUCUGCUCGGUGAACGGGGAGAAGCUGCAAAGAAUAAUAACUUCAGUCUUCCAGCUGCAGCUUUCUGAGCAUUUACAGAUUCACACCUAAACCUCCAUAAAUAGAUAUUCACCAAUAGUAAAGGUACUGAUGCCCCAAAGGCCUGAUUAUCAUUGCAUUCUUGUGGAUAGAAAGAAUUUUUCUUCAAGGAGAAAUCUGCAAAGAACCUGAAGGACCUGCAACCCUUUAAAUUGGACCACCUGACCAGAAGGCCUCUGCAGUAAUACCAGUAACAUGCUGCUUCCAUGAACAUGCACUAUCAAACCCAAAGUUGCUUUUCCUUCCACUGUGAAAUGCCUGAGUGCAACGUUUAGGUUCAUUUUCAGUCGUUUCUGACAUGUUGCCUAUAGAGUAUGAUCUAAAAACACGUCUCAUUAUAUGUACUCAGACGUGUUUGCCAUGAAUAUGAAGAAGUGCACAUUUAUAUUUAAAUUCAGUAAGCUUAAAGCCAUGUAAUAAAUACCAACAAACUGAUAGUUCUGAUCAUGCAUAUACAUAUAUAUAUAUAUAUAUGUAUACAUACAU